Molecule: messenger RNA, 2588 nt
Organism: Cynocephalus volans (Philippine flying lemur)
Lineage: Eukaryota; Metazoa; Chordata; Mammalia; Dermoptera; Cynocephalidae
Gene: FGF11
Product: fibroblast growth factor 11
Exons: 5
Coding region: 102-770 (222 amino acids)
Biological process (GO): regulation of voltage-gated sodium channel activity
Cellular component (GO): nucleus; cytoplasm
Molecular function (GO): sodium channel regulator activity; growth factor activity
Source: RefSeq, a predicted model, not a curated record
UGAACGUCAAGAGCAUGCCCUGGUGAGCGGGCUCUUCCUCUGGGGGAGCCCAGCACGCUCCGGGCGCCUGCCCGUUUGGGGGUGCCUCCUCCCGGGGCGCCAUGGCGGCGCUGGCCAGUAGCCUGAUCCGGCAGAAGCGGGAGGUCCGCGAGCCCGGGGGCAGCCGGCCGGUAUCCGCACAGCGGCGCGUGUGUCCCCGCGGUACCAAGUCCCUUUGCCAGAAGCAGCUCCUCAUCCUGCUGUCCAAGGUGCAACUGUGCGGGGGGCGGCCCGCACGGCCAGACCGCGGCCCGGAGCCUCAGCUCAAAGGCAUCGUCACCAAACUGUUCUGCCGCCAGGGUUUCUACCUCCAGGCAAAUCCCGACGGGAGCAUCCAGGGCACCUCAGAGGACACCAGCUCCUUCACCCACUUCAACCUGAUCCCCGUGGGGCUCCGUGUGGUCACCAUCCAGAGUGCCAAGCUGGGUCACUACAUGGCCAUGAACGCCGAGGGGCUGCUCUACAGCUCGCCAUAUUUCACAGCUGAAUGUCGCUUUAAGGAGUGCGUCUUUGAGAAUUACUAUGUCCUGUACGCCUCUGCUCUCUACCACCAGCGCCAUUCUGGCCGGGCCUGGUACCUAGGCCUGGACAAGGAGGGGCGGGUCAUGAAGGGAAACCGAGUCAAGAAGACCAAGGCAGCUGCCCACUUUGUGCCCAAGCUCCUGGAGGGUGCGUAUGGACUCAAGAAAAGUGGCCAUGUACCGGGAGCCUUCUCUCCACAGUGUCCCUGAGACCUCCCCUUCCAGUCCGCCCGCCCUCUGAAAUGUAGUCCCUGGACUGGAGGCUCCCUGCCUUCCCAGUGAGCCAGCCACCACCACAGCCUGUCUCCCAGCCCUGCUCCUGGCCCUGCUCUCUCCCCUGCUGCCAUACACAUGCCCUGAGCAGCCAGGUCUCACCAGGUGCUCUACCCUGAGGGAGCCAAAUGGCUGGCUGUGACUUUGGGGACUGCUGAGACCCUUAGAUUCUUGGGUCUGGGAGGGGGUCAGAGAGGGGGAUGUCUGAAAAUGUCUUUGGCUUAUCACUUCUUUCUUUCCACACUCCCCCCUACCCACAAAGUCUUUUCCUGCGAUGGCACUGGGAAUUCCAAAGCUGACAGAGCCAGGGCAUAAACACUCCCCACCCCAGGCUCAGCCAAUUCCUUUGGCCCUGUGCCCCUUUUCAUUGCCACUGAGCCAUAGAUUUGUAGGUCCACGGGAGCUCAGGAUUAGUUUCCUUCUUUCCCUACUUUACUUUCUGCCUUGGACUGGGCAGGUUCUGGAACACUGGACACCCCAGCCAGGGCCGUUUCUGCACUAGGGCUCUGUGCUGGAAGCCAAGCAUGCUGCCAGACUCUUCUGGAUCCAUCAGCCUUCUAUCCUUGACCCUGAUGGACUCUAGAGAGAGGCUGGAUUUGAGUCCUACCUAGCUGUUGGCCUUGGCCUGAACUGGGACCAGUCUCAGAUCACCACAGGUUUAACCUUCUUAUCCCAGAGACACCCAAUUGUAGAACAUGGUGUUCUAGACCUUAACAGAGCAAUACUUCCUCCUGAAUCUGAGCUCUAGGACAUAGACCAUGACUCUCAGCCCUUCUCCCCUGGAUGCAACUGGGGCCUGUAUAGCCAUAUUAUUGCUCUAGAGUAAGUUCUAGGCCCACCUUCCCACCUUCUCUAGUGAUACUUAUUAAGUAUGAGCUCUGGAAAGGACCCAGCUAUGAUUCAUAAAGAACUAAGUUCUGGAUGCAUCAAGAACCACUUCUUAUUUUUCCUAGAUAAUUUUCUAAAACUUUUAUUCUUCCAUAUAGAACACUAACCUUAUUUUUACAUGCAGUUUCUAGCUCCUGAAACUCAGCUGGGGUCCUUCCAGGGAAGCAAAGUCUGGGGGAGGGCAGAGGAAUUUUGGAAGGAUCCCUGGCUUAUAGUAGGGAAGCUGGGGUGGGGAAGGGGCCAAAACCAUGGCAUGAUUCAACCUGUGUCUAGACUAGGGGGACAUGAACACUUAGCUACCUCAGCAGGAAUUCCUUCCAGGUCCCCUUUAAAGCUGAGGUUUUUAGGGUAGUGGGUCUAGAAUAAAAGGACAAAUGGGACACAGCCUUGACUCCCCUUCCAGUGAGGAGACCCCAAUUCAGCAAUAAGUGCUACCCCUCUUUCCUAUAGGUCAGGCCAAGGAGGGUGAGGGCCUCCUGGGCUGCAGGCCUCAUAUACCCCCAGAGCUACAGAGUAGAACUGGCUUUACCCUACAGCUUAUAAACUCAGCUGGGUACCCAAAAAGGGCCUGACGAGAUUUACGGGGAAAACGUGGAGAUCUAGGUGCAGGCCUGGAAAAAACUGAGAACCCACUAGUGAACUAGGAGGUAAACCAGGAGUAGCCUCAGAUCUGAGCAGGAGAGACUAAGGUUGCCCUAAGGGAGGGGCAAGAACUCAAAGGCAGGUCACUUUUCCUCAGGCUCUUUUACCUCUGGCUUGUUGCAAGAGAGGUAGAUGUCCCCCUUACCCACACAAACCCUGCUCAGGCUCCACCUGUCUCCUGGCUCUGCUCCCAGGGGACCGGGUCUAUACUCCAGGCUUUAUCAA